AUGGCUCAAGCCCAGUUCAGUGGGCAAAGCAGUGGUCUCACCCCAAGCCCCUCAUUAUACAGGGAGAAGCAGGAGUUCAGAGUUGUCCUGGAUCUCUUUGGAAACGAGCUGGAGGAAAGCUACAAGCUGGUGUCUGAUGCCAGGUGUACCUGUCCACAGGUGUCCCAGUACAGCUCUUCUGAAAAGCCUUCCCUGACUGCUGGGGCCCAAGAAUUCCUCAACUCCUACAUGAUCCUGGAACCCUCUCUAGAGAUCCUGCCCUCAUCCAUCCAUCCAUCCAUCCAUCCAUCCAUCCAUCCUUCCGUCCAUCCGCCCAUCCGUCCAUCCGCCCAUCCAUCCAUCCGUCCAUCUGUCCAUCCAUCCAUCCACCUAUCCACUCAUCAUUCCAACCAUUCACCCAUUUAUCCAUCCAUCAUCCACCCCCUCAUAUAUCUAUCCACGCAACUACCCAUCCAUCCUUCCAUCCAUCCACACAUCUGUUCAUCUAUUCAUCUAUCCAUUCACCCACCCACCCACCCAUUCAUCCACCCAUCCACUCACCUGUCCAUCCAUGCACCCACCCAUCCAUCCACCCACCCAUCCAUGCACCCACCUACUCAUCUAUUCAUCCAUCCAUCUCUCCACCCACUCACCCUCUCACAUAUCUAUCCAUGCAACUACCCAUUUAUCUGUCCAUCCACCCAUAUGUCCAUCCAUCCAUUCAUCUAUCCAUCCAUCCACCCACCCAUUCACUCACCUGUCCACCAUCCAUCCACCCAUCUGUCCAUUCAUCCACUCAUCUAUCCAUCCAUCCAUCGACCCAUUCCACUCACCUGUUCACUCAUCCAUCUACCCACUCCCUCAUUCCUCUGGGCCUUCUCCUACCUGGCUUCAGAAAGCAGCAGCUUGGAUGAGGAAGGGGAACUGCUGAAGGCACUGGGGCUGGGUGGCUUGGAGAAGACUCAGGGGGCUGAGAGCUGCCUCAACCUCUGA
Messenger RNA from Trichechus manatus latirostris (Florida manatee), 972 nucleotides. Its product is annotated as non-classical arabinogalactan protein 31-like. The record is from RefSeq and is a predicted model, not a curated record. The transcript is spliced from 6 exons. NCBI's taxonomy places the organism in Eukaryota, Metazoa, Chordata, Mammalia, Sirenia, Trichechidae. The coding region runs from base 1 to 972 and encodes 323 amino acids.